Messenger RNA from Entrophospora sp. SA101, 158 nucleotides. Lineage: Eukaryota; Fungi; Glomeromycota; Glomeromycetes; Entrophosporales; Entrophosporaceae. The record is from the annotation of a GenBank genome assembly.
UGGUGAAAAUACCGUUACCAGUUUUAAUAGAUGUUGAUGGUGAUGACGAACUACCAACUUAUCAGCAAAUUGUUCCAAAUUACCGUGAUCCAAAUUUUUAUUUAACAAAUAACUUAAGUGCAUCUUCUAAUAAUAAUAGAAAAAAAGGUUAUAAAUAA